Molecule: messenger RNA, 1892 nt
Organism: Bubalus bubalis (water buffalo)
Lineage: Eukaryota; Metazoa; Chordata; Mammalia; Artiodactyla; Bovidae
Gene: NTN5
Product: netrin 5
Exons: 7
Coding region: 166-1635 (489 amino acids)
Molecular function (GO): protein binding
Source: RefSeq, a predicted model, not a curated record
CUCCCGCCCAGAACCCCCACUAGCCCGGGGCCUGAGAACAGCCACUCCGCACUCACUCCCCGGAGCCCACGCUGGCCGCCAAGCUCCUGCGGGAGAGGACAUGUGAGCAGCUAGCGGCAGAGGACAACCUCUUCCAGGGCACAGGUACUUGCUUCUGCUGGAACCAUGCCCGUGACCUUUGCCCUCUGGCUCCUCCUGAGCCAGGCCAGCGCGGACCCAUGUUACCACCCCGGGGGCCGCCCCCGCUUCUGCCUCCCACCCGUGACCCAGCUGGCUGUCAUGGCUGCCUCCUGUCCCCAGGCCUGUGGCCCCUCCCCGGGCGUGGACCUCGGCCCACGGGCCCCCUGCAAUGGCAGUCUGACCCUGGGCCUGGGGGGCCCUUUCCUCCUGUCAUCCGUCAGCCUGCGCUUCUGCACCCCAGGACCCCCAGCCCUGGUCCUGUCUGCCGCCUGGGCCACCGGAGGGCCCUGGAGGUCACUGUGGCGCAGGCCCGCCUGGCCGGGGGUGUUGGGAGGGCCCGAGAGGGUGAUCUUCCGGGUCCCAGUGGGCCCGAAGGCCAGCGUGGUGGCCAGUCACCUCCGCCUGGAGCUCGGGGGCCGGGGAGGGCUGGCAGCCGCGGGCGUGAGAGGCCGCUGCCAGUGCCAUGGCCACGCGGCCCGCUGCGCUGCCCGCGACCGGCCGCCCCGCUGUCGCUGCCGCCACCACACCACCGGCCCAGGCUGUGAGAGCUGCCGGCCAUCCCACCGCGACUGGCCCUGGCGGCCUGCCACGCCCCGGCACCCUCACCCUUGCCUGCCCUGCUCCUGCAACCAGCACGCGCGACGCUGCAGGUUCAACUCUGAGCUAUUCAGGCUGUCGGGCGGCCGGAGCGGGGGCGUUUGUGAGCGGUGCCGCCACCACACAGCCGGCCGGCACUGCCACUACUGCCAGCCAGGGUUCUGGAGGGACCCCGGCCAGCCCAUCAGCAGCCGCAAGGCCUGCAGGGCCUGCCAGUGCCAUCCAAUUGGGGCGACAGGCGGUGCCUGCAACCAGACCAGUGGACAGUGCUCCUGCAAGUUAGGGGUCACUGGCCUGACCUGCAACCGCUGUGGUCCCGGCUACCAGCAGAGCCGCUCCCCCAGGAUGCCCUGCCAGCGAAUCCCAGAGGCGACAACCACCCUUGCUACAACCCCUCAUGCUUACAGCUCGGACCCUCAGUGUCAAAACUAUUGCAAUACCUCGGACACCAGGAUACACAUGAGCCUUCAGAGGUACUGCCAGCAGGACUACGUGCUCCACGCGCAGGUGCUGGCGUCCGAGGCCGCGGACACGACAUGGCAGCGGCUGGCCGUGCGCGUGCUGGCGGUGUACAAGCAGGGAGCACAGCCCGUGCGCCGUGGCAGCCAGGCCGCCUGGGUGCCCCGCGCCGAUCUGACCUGCGGAUGCUUGCGCCUGCGCCCCGCCAACCACUACCUGCUGCUGGGCGGCACGGCUGGCGGUCCAGAUCCUACACGCCUCGCCCUCGACCGCCACGGCCUCGCGCUGCCCUGGAGGCCGCGCUGGGCCCGGCCGCUGCGGCGGCUGCAGCAGGAAGAGCGCGCUGGGGGGUGCCACACCUUGCGGCCUUCAACCCCGAGCCCCGAACCCAGGCUCUAGAGCCGAAGCCCCGCGGCCUCGAAUGCCAUCGAAGGAGCUAGAAGCAACCACAGGAGGCGCCUUUUACCUCGACGCUGAGGCGUCCCUCAGCGAGCCAAUCAGACGCCGCGGAGUGCCAGACGUCACUGGCAUGCGCCAGCACCCAGGAGUAAGGACGGCCUUAACUAAAGGCCGUAGAACUCUUGGUAUGUGCCUCGGACACUUGACCUUUGCCUUGUGGAGCAAGUCCCCUCAAUAAAGAAUCAACUCUUGAGGAA